UACCUUUUUUAAUUAAUAUGGAUGAAAACAGUGAUUGUUUAAUGUUGCUUUAUUUGAGCACCGUUUUAUUAUUAAUAAAAAAACAGCAAAUUACCAGAAGAUAUCGCCGUAAACCAAAAAGGUUCGGGGUUCAUCCAAUAUUUCUUGCUCGAGAAAGACAAGGAUUUUAUCAAAACCUGUUAAAAGAAGCACGUUUAAGCGAUCCACUAAUAUUUUUUAAUUUCACAAGAAUGUCUGCAGCCAGUUUUGAUAAAUUACUAAGUUUUACAGGACCCUUUUUGACUAAAACCUCAAGAAGGGAACCAAUAUCCCCUGGAUGCAGAUUGGCUUUAACCUUUAGAUUCUUGGCUACAGGGGAUUCAUACCCAAGUCUGUCCUAUUCAUUUAGAAUUGGUGUAACAACAAUUUGUAACAUAAUAAGAGAAACUACCCUUAUUAUAUGGAAUGUAUUGCAUCCAAGAGUUUUACCCAUUCCAUCAGAACAAAAGUUAAGAGAAAUUUCUAAUGGUUUUUUAAGAAAGUGGUCCUUACCAAAUUGUGUCGGAGCCAUUGAUGGUAAACAUGUGACAAUUCAAGCUCCAAACAACUCUGGCUCUACAUAUUUCAAUUACAAAAAAAACUUUAGUAUUGUUUUGCUAGCAGUGUGUGAUUCAAGUUAUAUGUUUACAUAUGUUGAUGUUGGUGCUUACGGUUCACAGAGUGAUAGUGGUGUUUUGCAUCAGUCCUCAAUUGGCAAAAAAUUAUUUGAAAAUAAUUUAAACUUGCCAGUGGCAGAAGAACUACCAAACUGUCCUUUAAAGACAAAAGUUCCGUAUUUUUUUGUUGGUGAUGAGGCUUUUCCUCUAAGAGAAAAUUUAAUGCGGCCCUUUAGCAAACCCAGAGUAGGCCCUUUGCCAAGAGAACAAAGAAUAUAUAAUUACCGCUUGUCAAGAGCUAGACGCACAAUAGAAAAUACAUUUGGCAUAAUGGUUGCUAGAUUUCGAGUUCUACAUAGGGUGAUUAAUGCCAAUCCAGUAAAUGUGGAUAAUAUUAUUAAAGCUAUUGUAUGUCUACAUAAUUUUAUAAUUAAAGAAAAUAAUCCACAUUACAUUCGAGAAAGUGAUGUAGAUAAAGAACAACCAAAUUUACAAAUUCAACCAGGGGCUUGGCGAAACGACAUACCCAAGAACGGUCUAGCAAUAGAAAAUCUAAAUGUACGUAUUGGUGCUCGAAAUGCAUCUUUUUCAGCCUUAGCAAUUAGAAAUUAUUUAAAAGAUUAUGUGAAUGGUCCAGGUGCAGGUCUAGCUCCCUGGCAAUGGGAAAUUAUUGAUCAAACAAAUUAAUUAUAAUAUUGUAUAAAAAUUAUGGACAUUUUCUUUAUUAUGGUGUCAAAAAUUGAUAAUA
Sitophilus oryzae (rice weevil) is the source of this 1383-nucleotide messenger RNA. RefSeq names its product putative nuclease HARBI1. The record is from RefSeq and is a predicted model, not a curated record. NCBI's taxonomy places the organism in Eukaryota, Metazoa, Arthropoda, Insecta, Coleoptera, Curculionidae. The transcript is spliced from 2 exons. Bases 18 to 1322 code for a protein of 434 amino acids.